This is a messenger RNA of Eublepharis macularius, 1220 nucleotides long. RefSeq names its product endomucin (gene EMCN). The coding region runs from base 86 to 841 and encodes 251 amino acids. The record is from RefSeq and is a predicted model, not a curated record. The transcript has 12 exons. Lineage: Eukaryota; Metazoa; Chordata; Lepidosauria; Squamata; Eublepharidae.
CUUUCCCACUUGCUAAUUAAGGCCCUGUCUCACAGCAAGAGAGUUUGUGGCCUGCUGUUUCUGAAAGGGAAGGCCGAGGGCAACUAUGAAGCUCUUUGGAACUGUCCUCUUCUCUCUGGCUGUGUUCAGUUCUUGGAGUGCUGCUGACAAUGUACAGGGAUCUGACAUUAAUACUACAACAUCCAGCACGAGGCAAACACCUUCUGCAGCUACAGGAACUACGGGAUCUACAAGCAGUGUUCUAGCAGCCACAGUUCCUUCAUCAGGAAAUAAACCUACAGCAUCUUCUGAAACAAAUACAACAUCCCAAACAACAACAACCUCUGCACCCGAAUCUCUAGUCAAAAAUGACAGCAACUCUACAACAGGGAGAACCGAUUCACUUCCACCGAGUUCUGCGACGACAGCAUCCAAGUUGACUUCAGCAACCACCGGUCCAGCCACUAACACAACUGAUGAUGUCAGAGGGAAUAACACAUAUCCAGAAAACACGUCUCAAAAUACAACAACUGAGCCUCAGAGUACAAGAAGCAACUCCGAAAACACAGACAAGAGGCUAGAUACUCCUUCUUACUCCAGCAUUCUUUUGCCAGUCAUCAUAGCUCUGAUAGUAAUAACCUUCUCAGUAUGCAUUCUGGUGGCUUUAUACAGGAUCUGCUGGAAGACAACUCCAGAGCGACAAGAGAAUGAAACCGAACACACUUCAUUAGAUAAAGAGAAUGUGAAAUUAAUUUCUGUUAAGACAACUUUUUCAGAGUCUGGAGAACACUCCUCUCUGGGGAAGAAUAAAACUCGGCAGCAUGAUGAUUCCUCUUCACAUUUGGGCAACAAAUGUGUGUGAAGGAGUUGUAUUUCAUGGUUUCUUGCUGGAUUCAGUCACCAAAACAGAAAUGCUCCCUGGAACAGUGUGGAUCAACAGACAGUUAGAAUAUACGCAUUUAACUGCUGUAUAUCAUGUUAUUCGGAACUGCAUCCUUCUCCCAACUUUGCCUGCUGUUUUCCAUUGGAAAGCCUCUUUUCCUUUUUGUUUGUGGGUAACUACAUAACUGGUGUAUAGUAUAUAUUUAUUGCUUUCCACCUGUGUAAAAACACUGAAAGUUCAUAUCUUACUCAUGCAAAAGCAUUAAAUAUUUGACUAUUGGUUUUGUACAUAAAAAUAUUCUUCCUAUAAAAGGAGUAAAAUGUUAACGUUUUCUUGAACUUCCAAUAAAUGUUUCAUA